ACUGUACUAAUUAAAUAAUGGUGAACGUGACAGAUUAAUAAGAAAUUACAAGAAAGACCGACGAAGGACUAGUUCGGCAGCAACCUCUGGAGGUGAUCCUUAUAUUCGCAGCAUUCAUCAUAUAAUAGACCAAUUGUAUAACUAUGCUUUUCUACUACCAGAUUUCAAUAGUACGGUAGUAUGUUUAAGGAACGUUACCACAUUCGCAUGAUGGCAUCAACCCGUCAAGACAUUCAAGGAAUCCAAGCGGGUCAUAAUGCUUUAUGCGAUACACAAUAUUAACGCGUUUCCAAUUAACUGGACCUUGGAGUACUAUAGGCAGUGAGCGCCUUUGAUUACCAGCGCGUCUGCUUAGCUCCGCCUGGGGCAAACUUUCUGGCGCUCAACGGCGCCAUCUCAAAAGCAAACAUGAUGGACUCGGAAGACCUUCAGGUCUCGCUCACAGCUAUGCGUGCAGCACCUCCUCGCAUGUCGAUGUCCGCGUCUACGGCGUCAUGGCUGCAGCCAGCUCGCCGCAGCUCCCUACCAAAUGGGCAUCCACAACGGUCAAUAAGUUCAGGCGUUGCCAUAAGACAGCCCUCGCACACAGACGCUCGCGCCCUGCCAGCACACAUGGCUCCGAAUCCGCCUUGCAAGUCUGCCCUUUCCAGCAGCAACAACUACACUGACGCCCCUGCGCAGCAACGAGGAUUCCCCAGCGUUAACAACGGCGGCUUUCAUAACCGGCCAUCAUCCGCAUUUGUGGGCCUCAGCAGCUCCGUCCGGGUGCCAGUGGACGAGCAGCUCCGGGGCGUGCGGCCUGACACCCAGUACGGCGCCCGUGAGUUCGCCAACGCCGUCAUGUCGCUGGCACUGUCCCGGGAGCCCGAGGCGCUGGCGGAGGGGGUGGUGGCACUCAAGAGGGAGCGCAACGCGCUGGCGGCGGAUAAGCAACUGCUGCUUGUCAACAAGCGGCGGCUGGAGGCGGUGCUCCGCAAGAUACUGGCGCAGGCUGCUUCGCUGCUGGGUGCGGAGGGCGCGGACGAGAUGUGCUCUCGGGCCCUCUGCGGCAGCCCCCGCCUGGCCAGGGGCGGGCGGGCAGGAGGAGGAGCGGGAGGCGGAGGGGCGGCAGCAGCUCCCAUGCAGGCUCGCGUGAUGCAGAUCCUGGACGACAGUCGCGCCCUGGAGUCCAAGCUCUCCCCCCCUGCUGGCGGCCCAGCGGGGGGGCCGGGCGGCGGAGGGGGUGCGGCAGGGGGCGGGGUGGGGCAGAGCGGCGCGCUGCUGGGUCCCGGCCUCACCCCGGCGCAGGUGGAGGCGCGGCUGGGGGAGCUGCAGGAGCGGCUGGUGUGGGUGCAGGCCGAGCGCGACCAGGUGGUGGGGCGGCUGGAGGGCGAGCUGGCCUUCCGCCGCACCCAGGCGGCCGCAGCGGCUGCCGCACUGCAGAAGCAGCUGGCGGAGGAGCGGGAGCGGGCGGCGGAGGCGGAGCGGCAGCUGGGCGAGGUACGGCAGCAGCUGGUGGAGGCGACGAUACGGCAGCAGGAAGGUGCCCAGGCGGAGCAGCAGCAGCAGCAGUUGGUGGAGGCGAGGGUGAGGCUGGCGGAGGUGGAGGCGAGGGUGAGGCUGGCGGAGGUGGAGGCGGAGCGGUUGCGGGUCCAGCUGGCGGAGAAGGAGGCGGCGGCUGAGGAGGUGCAGGGGCGACUGCAGGCGCAGGUGCAAGACCUGCAGUACCAACUGUCCGCCCUCUCCGACGCACUGGCAGCUGCCUCCGCGAUCUCCCCGCCAAUACCAGUACCCGCGCCAGCAUCAGAGGUACAGGAAUCACAGCAGCUCCAAGACCUGCAGCAGUGUCUGGCGGCAGCGGAGCAGCUGCAGCAGGAGCAGGCCGCCAGAAUCGCGCAGCUGGAAGCGACAGUCGUACAGCGGGAUGACCAGGUUUCGGAGCUAAGCGCGGAGCUGGCGAUGAGGAAGGCUGCCGCCGCGGCGGCGGCGGAGGCGGCGGCGGCGCACGCCGAUGAGCUGGCGGCAGCGCUGGCGGCGUUGACGGCGACGGCGGAAGUGAAAGCUGUCGCGGCGGAGGCGGAGGCUCGGAAGAGGGCGGAGCAGGAGGCGCAGGCGAGGGCGGAGGCCGCCGCUGAGGCUGCGGCCCAGGCUGCUGCUGCGGCCCGGGCGGCGGCGGAGGCGGCACUGCGGGGGGCUCAGCUAGUGGAGAAGGCAGCGACAGUGAACAAGGUUGUGGCAGCAGGAGAGGAGGCGACCCAGGCGAAGGUGUCGGCAGGAGAGGAGGCGUCGGAGGAUGCAGUGACAGCGGCAGGAGAGGAGGCGGCAGAGGAGAAGGUGGCAGCGGCAAGAAAGGAGGCGGAGGAAGAAAAGGUGGCGGCGGCAGGAGAGGAGGCGGUAGAGGAGAAGGUGGUAGCGUCAGGAGAGGCAACAGCGGAGGCUGCAGCGACGGAGGCAGGAGAGGAGGCGGCGGAGAAGGUGGAGGCAGCAGAAGAGGAGGCGGCGGAGAAGGUGACCCCGGCCGGAGAGGAGGAGGCGGAGGAGAAGGAGGUGGUGGCAGGAGAGGAGACGGCGGAAGAGAAGGUAGCGGCGGCAGCUGAAGAGGCAGAGGAGGCUGCAGCGACGGCGGCAGGAGAGGAGGCGGCAGAGGAGGAGGUGGCGGCGGCCGGAGAGGAGGCGGCGACAGGAGAGGAAGCGCCGGAGGUUGCAGCGACGGCGGCAGAGAUAGAGGAGGAGGCAGCGACGGCAGCGGCGGCGGAGGAGGUAGCAGUUGCGGCGGAGGCGGAGGCGGCAGAGAGGGUGGCAGCAGCGGAGGUGGGGGAAGUAACCGAGGCUAGGCAAAAGGCGGCGGAAGCGGCGGAGGCGAGGCAGAGGGCGGCGGAGGCGGAGGCACGGGCAGCUGCAGCCGAGGCGGAAGCGGCAGCAGCAAGCGCCAGGGCACAAGCUGCGGAGGCGGCAGCGGAGGCGGCGAGCAGGAAGGCAGUGGAGGAGGCGGAAGUGGCGAAGACGACAGGGGCAGUGGAGGCGGCGGAGAUGGAAGCGCGGCUGAGGGAGGCGGUUGGGGCGGCAGUGGCGGAGGCGGAGGCUAGGGCUGCGGCGGCGCUGGCUGCGAGUACGCAACAGGUCACCCAGCUGCGUGCCGAGCUCUCCUCUGCGCAGUCCAGCCUGCGCGCCUCCGCCUCCUCACAUGAGGCGCUGUGCGGGCAGCUGGCGGGGCUGGAGGCGCUGCUGGCGGAGCGGGGCAGCCGGGUGGGCGAGCUGACGGCACAGGUGGUGGCGUUGGAGGCGGACGUGAGGGGGCUGCGGGGGCUGCUGAGGGAGGCGAGGGGGGAGGCGGGCGGACGGGGCAGGGGGAGGUAGGGAGGCGGGGGAUAAUGAGGCGGGGGAUAAGGUGAGCCGGGGGAUAAGGUGAGCCGGGGGAUAAGGUGAGCUGAACUGAGAAGACACUUGGUGGGGUAAGGAGGGAGAAGGAGAUGAUGUGGCGUGCCGAAAUAUCUAGGCCUGUUGCUCGAGGAGAGAGGUGGGAUUAAGAGGGGAGGAGAAGUGCGGUUGGACUUUGAGGGCUUUUGAGUAUUUUCCGUGUGUGUUGCUGCCAGCAAAGAGCAGUGACAGGAAGAAAGAGUGAGGAGAUCUUCUUCCACGCACCUUUGUUGUUGUGCGCUUUUCCUUCCAGUGGCUUGUACGAUGCUCUUAUAUUUCUUGCCGUUGUGUUGUGAAUUUAUCCUGCCAACGUGUUUGCGGCCGGUUACUCCCUUCCUGCAUGGGUAGCACAAUCGUGAUAUGAUAAGAAACCCCAUCUACCGAACAAAACUAUUAACCUGCUGUUGCUGUUACAGUUUAUGCUGUUGCCACUGUACGGCGAUUUCCGGAGGAGGCUCCACCCUCCGAAACCCCGAUGAUGUUUCGCCACUGAUGAGUGGUGGCAGUUGCAAAGGACUUGCACGCUGAAUGGGCGAAUGGGGUGGAAAGCUGCGGCUGCUGGAGAGCUGCUUGGGUGUGCUGGUGUGCCGCCCGCUUGGCUGUCCGUGCGCCCUGGUCGCUGGUCGGCUGCAAGUGGAUGAUUCCGCCGCAUGUGGGGCGUCUCACACUUUCAGCCGGCUCGUCUGGUGCUGUGUUGUGUCUGUAAGCUGUGUUAGCUAGGUGUGGUGCGGUCGGAGGUACGACAGUGAGGCAGGAGAAGGUGUGACAGGUUGGCUGGCUGGUUGCCAAAGGCGAUGCGUGUUGGAGGUCUGAUGUGGCAGACGGGUGGAUGAGACAGCGUGCAAGUGACAUUCAAAGCUAAGAAUGCUCGCCAAUGGCUUGCAGUGGGUUUCAUAGGGAAUAAUCCUGGAGCAUACAACUGCACGGCCUACUCCCUAGGUACGGCGAUGGUGUUUUCGAUGCUGCACAGGUUAUUACCCUCGUGGCGUGCUGCUGUUUUCUCUUGAAAUGAAGCUGCAGCCCAGGAGGGCCGAUGUGUUGGGAGGGCAUGGAGCACGAGGAGACAAUUACGUCGGGGCGCAUGUGUGUGAGCCCUCGAGGCGGCCCUGUUGUGUUAGGGUGGCGGAUCCCCUUGUGUACAGUAUCAUGUGUGCGGCAUGGCUUGCCGUGUGUUUACAAAACUGGCCGCGGGUGGGAACGUGAGAGGCACGGCUGCGUAUGCGGGCUGCUUGCGGCUGCAAAUACACCUUGCUCGUGCGACUUCUGCUGGGAGGAACUGAGAUGAGAGGAGUACGUCAUACUGGGAGACAGGCUUGCAAGCAUGAGUAAUGACC
This is a messenger RNA of Astrephomene gubernaculifera, 4730 nucleotides long. The record is from the annotation of a GenBank genome assembly. NCBI's taxonomy places the organism in Eukaryota, Viridiplantae, Chlorophyta, Chlorophyceae, Chlamydomonadales, Astrephomenaceae.